This is a messenger RNA of Salvelinus sp. IW2-2015, 1445 nucleotides long. RefSeq names its product triosephosphate isomerase A. The record is from RefSeq and is a predicted model, not a curated record. Gene Ontology annotation, cellular component: cytosol. Lineage: Eukaryota; Metazoa; Chordata; Actinopteri; Salmoniformes; Salmonidae. Gene Ontology annotation, biological process: glycerol catabolic process; gluconeogenesis; glyceraldehyde-3-phosphate biosynthetic process. Gene Ontology annotation, molecular function: triose-phosphate isomerase activity.
CAAUCACAAAGAAGAAGAAAAAGACAGCUUCUGUUUGCUCGCUGUUUGUAUCAAAAGCAUCACCUCCUAGGCCCGUGUCGUCGUUUUUCUGGUAUUAUCUACCGCCCAGCCAUCAUGUCGUCCAGAACAUUUUUCGUAGGAGGAAACUGGAAGAUGAACGGUGACAAGAAGAGCCUGGGCGACCUCAUAACGACCCUGAACACCGCAAGCCUCCACGAUGAAACCGAGGUGGUGUGUGGCGCUCCCACCGUCUACCUCGACUUUGCCCGCUCGAACCUGGAUGCCAGGAUCGGUGUUGCCGCACAGAACUGCUACAAAGUCGCCAAGGGGGCUUUCACUGGCGAGAUCAGCCCUGCGAUGAUAAAGGACUGUGGCGUGGAGUGGGUGAUUCUGGGCCACUCGGAGAGGCGUCAUGUGUUCGGGGAGAGCGACGAGCUGAUUGGUCAGAAGGUGGCCCACGCCCUGGAGAGUGACCUGGGGGUGAUCGCCUGCAUCGGAGAGAAGCUGGAGGAGAGGGAGGCUGGAACCACAGAGGACGUGGUGUACGCCCAGACCCAGGCCAUCGCAGACAACGUGAAGGACUGGAGCAAAGUGGUGCUGGCUUACGAGCCCGUGUGGGCCAUCGGUACCGGUAAGACAGCCUCACCCGACCAGGCCCAGGAGGUGCAUGAGAAACUGAGGGAGUGGAUCKGGGCCAACGUCUCUGAGGCCGUGGCCGACUCCGUCCGCAUCAUCUACGGAGGCUCAGUUACAGGGGCCAACUGCAAAGAGCUGGGCUCCCAAAACGACGUGGACGGCUUCCUGGUGGGCGGAGCCUCCCUCAAGCCAGAGUUUGUUGAAAUCAUCAACGCGCGUGCCUAGAGCGCACAAGAGCAACCCAACCUGCUGCUAGUAGUGUCCUGUGACUGUCCCUCUUCCCAGAGUCUCUGCGUGACAAUGUCUUACCUGUGUUUUUGUGUCUGUCAACAGGGUACUAUUUGACUCGCUUUGUACUACACUGUAGUUUAGGGGCCCGCCACAGUAAAAGUCCCAUAUUAAGAAUUCCAGAUUUCUCCAUUGGUUGAUGCAGAUGGUAUUCUAUGUGUUGAGGAUGGGACUUUUUAUUAUGGAACGGCCCUUUGGAUGCAAGUUCCUAACAACUGCUAUAUCAGUAUACAUUCUAAAAUAUAUUUUUCGGAUAUAUUAAUAAGCACUGCACUUGAUGUUCCACACUGGAUAUGUUUUCACUCACAACUGUAGAGGGACCAGGACUUAGUGUAUUGCUAGUGACUGUACAAGUUGCAUUAGUCACUAGAAGCACAGUCAUGCACGUGCUUGGCUUAGUCCUGCCCUUUCUCUCCUAUUGGUUGAAGCACAUGUCAGUAACAUUUUCCAGCAAAAGACUGUCAAGACCAGCCUUGUGGGUUUAAGACGACUUGAAUAAAUGGUUUGGUCUGUGCUGUGAA